AUGACGAGACAGGAGUCCCUGCCAAUCCAGCGGUCGUUUGCCCAGUUGCAGCCUCGACGCAGCUCUAGAGACCUCCAGCUUCCCGAGACUCUCGCUGGGGUUUCUAUUCGUGUUCCAGACCACCAAGGCCAGAAUUUCGUAGACACAAAGACCGACGAUCCCGUCUUCGAGGCCGUUGCUGCCACGGCUCAACUAGGGAUCGAUAUAUUGCACAGCUCCACGGGGUUCCGGGGUCUCAUGGCCAUUGGCAAGCAGACGAUUGACGAUACCCUUCUCGUGAAUCCCAAUCAACGCUGCCGAGAUGCCAAAAACCUCGAGCAACAUGCCAAACACUACCUCAAGCGCAUCACGGAAGAAUUUCCCGUCCUCCUAGUCUACGAUAUGCGAGCAGCAACGAAUGGAAGAACCAACAAAGGCCUGUGGGAGGUCCCUCGGGACAGGUUGUUUUCUCCUCAUCAUGCCGCCGCCAUUGAGAUUCACCGUGCUCUCGUGGACCGUCUACUAGACGCCAGAAUGGCAGUCCUGCUUGACAAGGAGGAUCAGCGUGCAUGGGAUAGAUUCUACACACUAGGGUUUAGAAUCGGCGCUACCAUCGCCCAUGAGCUGUGCCACGUGUUUACAAGCUUUCUUCUUUACGAUCACACUGUACAUACACCACCGGGUGUGACUUACGACAAAUGGGGGACCACAGAGGUAGGCGAGUCCGGGCGGUGGUGGGAGUCUUUGACUUUUGGAGGCGCCGUCGACAUGCGACAAGGAUCUUGGAUGGAACGAGUAGGUCUCAAGUUGUCCGGGGGCAGGAGAACCUUUGUCGUCAACCCCCCCUCUUUCAAGGCCAUAGCACGCAGAGACUUUAGUGUUCUCCCGCUGGCUGAUAAAGACUGCAGCACCAAGGGAGCCGAGCCACACAUAAUAGAUACCGACUCUUGGCUGACAAAGUACCGCGACAUCUACGGAGCUUACAGCGACAACGACAACAACAACGGCCGGCCCGAGCGGCUCCCCAGACACAUCCUUGACCGUGCCAUGUCUGGGGCUGGUGAAUUUACCAAGCUGUCGGCUGACAGGUUGCGGGACUGGACGCUUGGUGUCAAUAAGGGAGUUGGUGGAAAGACCAGCUGGUCUUGCACAUUGUAG
Messenger RNA from Metarhizium acridum CQMa 102, 1137 nucleotides. RefSeq lists its product as uncharacterized. Lineage: Eukaryota; Fungi; Ascomycota; Sordariomycetes; Hypocreales; Clavicipitaceae. The record is from RefSeq and is a predicted model, not a curated record.